AUGGAUCCUCAACAACAUUUUGAUCAAUUUUGUCUUAAAAAAAUUUUGAUGAACGAUACACAACGUAAAAUGAUUGCUGUUGAAGGCAAUUUUAAUGGACUCCAGGAACCAGCAGUUAUUGUUAUAGAAAAGUAUGCGUUUGAUGAAGCUUCUGUUUUAAAUGUAUGCAAUGGUCAUACUAAAUUUAAAAAAAGUUUAGAAAAUGAUAUUUAUAAAUCAUUCAGCUGUGUGCCACAAUAUGAUGAAAACAUUCCUUCCAAUAAAAUGGACAUAAUAUAUCCUGCAACAGACAAACAUAUUUUAAAGUAUACAAGUCAACCUAUGUAUUUUGUUCAAGAAACAGAAGAAAUGUAUCAAACUAUAACUUUACAUCAUAUCUUGAAUAACAGUUUGUCACUACAGUGGGUAUACAAUUGCUUAGAAUAUAAAUCAGAAAAAGAAAAAAUUAAAUAUGAUACGGCUUCUGAAAAUCAAAAAGAUGAUGAAGAUAUUGGCUUUAUACUUUUACCAGACUUAAAAUGGUCAGGGAAAUUGAAUGAAUUGUAUUUGUUGGCAAUUAUUAAAAAAAGAAAUAUUAAAUCGCUAAGAGAUUUAACAAUUGAUCAUUUACCGUUAUUAAAAAAUAUUUUAAACAAAGGAUCAGCCGCUAUUUAUAAAUUAUAUGGAGUUCAACAAUCUCAAUUACGUAUUUAUGUCCAUUAUCAACCAUCAUUUUAUCAUUUUCAUGUUCACUUUACAUAUUUGAUGCAUACGCCUCCAGGAAUAAAUGUUGGAAAAGCUCAUUUACUUACAACAAUAAUUAAUAAUAUUGAAAUGCAAAGUAACUACUAUCAAAAAGCUAUAUUAGAUUAUACUAUUAAGGAAAGUGAUCCAUUGUUUAAUUGUUUUGAAGAAAAAGGUAUUCUUCGUAAAGCCAAACCUAUUGAUGAAAGUAAUAAUGUAUAAUAUAACAUCUAGACUACUAUAUAUUUGAAGUAAGUAAUCUAUAAUUAUUUUAUAAAUGUAUUUCAUUCGUGGAUUUUAUUUAUUUAUAAUUUGUGUUGAAAUAUAUACAGAUUUUUUCAGGCUUUAGUCAAUAGUUAUUAUUU
Messenger RNA from Melanaphis sacchari, 1088 nucleotides. It is a transcript of the gene Dcps, whose product is annotated as m7GpppX diphosphatase. Gene Ontology annotation, biological process: deadenylation-dependent decapping of nuclear-transcribed mRNA. The record is from RefSeq and is a predicted model, not a curated record. Gene Ontology annotation, molecular function: RNA 7-methylguanosine cap binding; hydrolase activity. The coding region runs from base 1 to 945 and encodes 314 amino acids. The transcript is spliced from 6 exons. Gene Ontology annotation, cellular component: P-body; nucleus. NCBI's taxonomy places the organism in Eukaryota, Metazoa, Arthropoda, Insecta, Hemiptera, Aphididae.